GUGAAGGCUUCGUCUUCGGUUCCUGCCAUGCACCGACCGAAUUUUCGACCCCCGACUCCUCCUUACCCCGGCCCGGGUGUAGGAGGCUGGGGUAGCGGGAGCAGCUUCCUGGGUACCCCGGGCGGGGGCGGACCGCGGCCGCCCUCCCCUCGGGACGGGUACGGGAGUCCGCACCACACGCCGCCGUGCGGGCCCCGGGCUAGGCCCUACGGAAGCAGCCACUCUCCGCGACGCGGCGGCGGCUUCUCGGGGGGCCGGCUCGGGUCUCCGUCCCCUGGCGGCUACCCUGGCUCCUACUCCAGGUCCCCCGCGGGGUCCCAGCAGCAAUUCGGCUACUCCCCAGGGCAGCAGCAGACCCACCCCCAGGGUUCUCCAAGGACUUCUACACCAUUUGGAUCAGGGCGUGUUAGAGAAAAAAGAAUGUCUAAUGAGUUGGAAAGUUAUUUCAAGCCUUCAAUGCUUGAAGACCCUUGGGCUGGCCUAGAACCAGUAUCUGUAGUGGAUAUAAGCCAACAAUACAGCAAUACUCAAACAUUCACAGGCAAAAAAGGAAGAUACUUUUGUUAACAUUUCUGAAAUUCACCUGGAAGCUUCAUGUGUCAGGAACAUCUUGGACAAACUUUUACCUUGUGGUUAAGUUGAACCCAAAGAUGAUGACUCUGAAUAACUAGUAAGGUCUUCAUAUUUUUCAUCAUAUCAAGUGUUAGAGAAGAAGAUAGGAUAAUUUGCAGUAUUUAGCUCUCUGGAAGUGCCUACCACAUUUAGAAGAUUUACAGUUUCCAUAUAUUUCAUAUUCCUGAUUAUAUAAUGAACAUUUGUCUUUUAAUGUUUUUCCAAUGUUUUAAAAUAAAACAUUUUGUCUUUCUA
This is a messenger RNA of Chinchilla lanigera (long-tailed chinchilla), 867 nucleotides long. It is a transcript of the gene Mplkip, whose product is annotated as M-phase specific PLK1 interacting protein. The record is from RefSeq and is a predicted model, not a curated record. The transcript has 2 exons. Bases 28 to 567 code for a protein of 179 amino acids. NCBI's taxonomy places the organism in Eukaryota, Metazoa, Chordata, Mammalia, Rodentia, Chinchillidae. Gene Ontology annotation, cellular component: midbody; centrosome; nucleus.